AAAAUAAAAUGAAUAUUAGCAUAUAUCCGAGAAGAGGUUGAGAAAAUUGCAGAAUUUGUAUAUAGCAUUGCUAAAAUUUAGCAUAUCCUGAUGGGCGUGGAUGAGGAAAUACGAUUCCCUGAUUGGGUGUAUGUAAUCAAGGAUUGAUGAUGAAGAAUUCAGAAUCGUCCUCCCCCCGGAAAAGGGCAAGCUUGGCGAGGUGGGUGCAGUCAGAUGGGGGGCAGAGCAGUUUCCGGUACAUCCCCGCCCCCUCCAUGGAAUCUCAUCAUGAGACGCGCCUCCUGGGCUCCCUGGUCCGCAAACAAGGCCACAUUUAUUCCCUGGCGGCGUCGGGCGACCUCCUCUACACGGGGUCCGAGAGCAAGAGCAUCAGGGUGUGGAAGAACCAGAAGGAAUUCUCGGGCUUCAAGUCCCCCUCGGGCCUCGUCAAGGCCAUCAUCAUCGCCGCCGACCGCAUCUUCUCCGCCCACCAGGACGGCAAGAUCCGCAUCUGGAGGGCCUCCCGCAAGGACCCCACCUUCCACAAGCGCGUCGGCACCCUGCCCACGCUGCGUGCCAUGAUCAAGAGCUCCUUCCACUACUACCGCAACGCCAUGCACACCGACGCCAUCUCCUGCCUCUGCCUCAGCGAGGACAAGUCCCUCUUGUACUCCGCCUCUUGGGACAAGACCUUCAAGGUCUGGCGCAUCUCCGACUCCAAAUGCAUCGAGUCCGUCCCCGCCCACGCCGACGCCGUCAACGCCCUCGUCGCCGCCUGCGACGGCUUCGUCUUCACCGGCUCCGCCGACGGUACCGUCAAGGUCUGGCGGAGGCAGCCCCUCGCCCGCAAGACCAAGCACCUCCUCACGCAGACGCUCCUCAAUCAGGACUGCGCCGUCACCUCCCUCGCCGUCGACCCCUCCGGCAAGUUCCUCUACUGCGGCUCCUCCGACGGCCUCGUCAACUUCUGGGAGUGCGGCACCUUCCUCUGCCACGGCGGCCUCCUGCGGGGCCACAAGCUGGCCGUGCUCUGCCUCGCCACCGCCGGGGACUUGGCGUUGAGCGGCUCCGCCGACACCAACAUCUGCAUUUGGAGGAGGGACGGCAGCCAGCACGUCUGUUUGUCCGUGCUGACGGGGCACAGCGGCCCCGUCAAGUGCCUGGCCGCCGAGGUGGAGGAGGAUCACGAGGGGGAGGAGAUGGGAGCCUACUGGCGCCUCGGCGGCGGCAGGCACUACACCGUCUACAGCGGCAGCAGCGAUAAGUCCGUCAAGAUAUGGAAGGUGACGCAGGCAGCGCGGCCACCCCCGCGGCUGCCGUCGAGGCCGUAUCGGCAGAUGGCGGACUUUCUGUACGGAGCUUCCACGUGCAAGAUUGUUGCGGCGGAGCAAGAUCAUGCGCGUGCUGUGUUUAAUCAGGCUGCAUGAAAUUCUGCAUUCUUGAAAUUGUUGUGUAUGCUAAUAUUUGGGAGAUUUUUUACGUAGAUUAUACUUCAAGUUUUAGUGAUUUGGAUACAUGACAUGAUAAUGUAAUCAUAAAACGAUAUUUCGAUGAUGUAAGGGAAUGCCAUUCAUUCUACUGUACAAGAGAUGAACAACAAGUUGCAAGAAUUCUAGGGUGUGUUUUGUUCUCAA
Molecule: messenger RNA, 1613 nt
Organism: Salvia miltiorrhiza (redroot sage)
Lineage: Eukaryota; Viridiplantae; Streptophyta; Magnoliopsida; Lamiales; Lamiaceae
Product: protein JINGUBANG-like
Exons: 1
Coding region: 147-1406 (419 amino acids)
Molecular function (GO): protein binding
Source: RefSeq, a predicted model, not a curated record